AUGGUUGAUAUCACAAAUGAAGAUGUCAUUGUACUUGAUUCGCAUCAUCCUCGGCCUUGGUUAAGUGAUGAACAGAGGCAACAAAUGGCUGAGCUUUUAUUAGCACAAGCCAACGGGACUGAGCUACCAUAUGGUGCAAUCUCGAAAGCUGCUGAGAAAUUCAACGUGUCCCGCAAAACUGCAAGUUCAAUCUGGAACACAAUGAAGAACCAAAUUGGUGAAGAACAACAAAUCAAUGUUAAGAAGAAGAUGGCAGGCAUAGUGGGCAGGAAACGGUUUUCACUGACAGAAGAAAUGUUAACUUCAAUUCCACUUAGGGACAGAACCAAUUUAAGGGAUCUUGCAAACAAACUUGGUGUCUGUGCAAGCACUGUGUGCAGACUAGUUAAAAAAGGCAGCAUACGAGCACAUAGUAAUCCAAUGCGUCCAAAAUUAUCACCAGAAAAUCAGAUUUCAAGGGUCAUUUGGAUUCUAUGUAUGGUACAACAACCACAAGUAGAAAGAGGGCAGCCAAUGUUCAAUGAUUUCUUCAACUUCAUCCACAUCGAUGAGAAGUGGUUUUACAUGCAUCAAAAAACACAAAGGCUAUAUUUGCAUCCAAAUGAAGCUAAUCCACACAGAACAUACCAAUCAAAAAGGCAUAUAAUUAAGGUGAUGUUUGAAACUGCAGUGGCUAGACCAUCAUACAACAUGUUGGGGCAAUGCACUUUUGAUGGGAAAAUUGGUAUUUUCCCAUUUGUGGAGGAAGUGGCAGCACAAAGGUCUUCUAAUAAUAGGUCAGCCGGCACAUUAGAGACAAAAGCAAUCACCAAUGUCACCAAGGAGAGAAUGAGAGAUGUGUUAAUUAAUCACAUCUUACCAGCAAUAAUGUCUAAGUGGCCACCACACAGGAGCAAGGUGAUAUACAUACAACAAGACAACGCAAAGCCACAUGUAACUGCAUCAGACCCAUUAUGGAUACUAGCUAGUAGACAAAACGGGUUUGUUUUUCAUUUGGUGCAGCAGCCACCAAAUAGUCCUGAGCUAAACAUGUUGGAUCUUGGUUUCUUUAGAGCAUUACAAACACUCCAACAUAAGGAAAGGCCAAACACAAUACUUAAGCUAUUGCAAGCAGUUAACAAGUCAUUUGAAGAAAUGCAACCAAAGACUUUAGCUAAUGUGUGGCAUUCAUUUCAGUAUCAUAUGAUUGAAAUUUUGAAAGUAAGGGGGAAUAACAACUACACAUAUCCACAUGUCAACAAGCAAAUGUUGGAAAGUCUUGGCCAACUUCCCUUACAAGUUGAAGUAACCCAAACACUUUUGGAUCAAGCAAGAACUUGGUUACAUGAGCAGGCAAUGCCACAAGUACAGGCAGCAACAGAAGUACAUGCAACAGAAGUAGAGGCAAUAGAACAAGUAGAGGCAGCAACAGAACAGGAGUAUUAG
Beta vulgaris subsp. vulgaris (sugar beet) is the source of this 1425-nucleotide messenger RNA. RefSeq lists its product as uncharacterized. NCBI's taxonomy places the organism in Eukaryota, Viridiplantae, Streptophyta, Magnoliopsida, Caryophyllales, Amaranthaceae. The coding region runs from base 1 to 1425 and encodes 474 amino acids. Gene Ontology annotation, molecular function: nucleic acid binding. The transcript has a single exon. The record is from RefSeq and is a predicted model, not a curated record.